Hippocampus comes (tiger tail seahorse) is the source of this 12376-nucleotide messenger RNA. It is a transcript of the gene vps41, whose product is annotated as VPS41 subunit of HOPS complex. The coding region runs from base 783 to 10868 and encodes 3361 amino acids. NCBI's taxonomy places the organism in Eukaryota, Metazoa, Chordata, Actinopteri, Syngnathiformes, Syngnathidae. Gene Ontology annotation, cellular component: nucleus; chromatin; HOPS complex. The record is from RefSeq and is a predicted model, not a curated record. Gene Ontology annotation, biological process: vesicle-mediated transport; endosomal vesicle fusion; macroautophagy. The transcript has 10 exons. Gene Ontology annotation, molecular function: protein-lysine-acetyltransferase activity; protein binding.
AACAAACAACAACGCUGUUAAACUUGCUGCUGAUAUGAUUUGCCAGACCCUAAAUAACCAAAUAAAAUCUAAUUAAAAAAAACGUGGGCUAUUGUUUGUGUUUGGAGAUGAUGUAAUACUUAUUUUUAAAUCAUUUCUGAGUGCAGGGUGUUGAACAAGUGUUUAGCAUGUCUGCCUCACAUAUUUGUUUUGGCUUGAUUGUUUUCCUUGUGCUUGGCUAGGUUUUCUCCAGUUACUCAGGCUUCCUUCCAAGUUCCAAAAACAUGCAUGUUAAAUGCAUUUAAAACUAGAUUGUCCAUAUUUGUGAAUGGUUGUCCAUUUGUGUCCUCUGAUUGACUGGUGACCAGUCCUGGGUAUGCCAGGAUUCUCUCUUAAAAUCAGAUAUAAUUUGGAUGCAUGUCUGGCAAUUGGCUGGGGACCAGUUCAGAUUGCAUUACACUUCUUUCAUCAUAAUGUCAGCAAGGACUCAAAGACAAGGGCAUUGAAAAAUGGACGGAUUUCUUGCACACCCUUGCACCAACUUGAAUGGACAUCUGACAUUUUUUAGAACCCACUAAAAUGUGGGGACCUUUUUGCUUUUUUUAAAUCUUGUUCUUGUUUCUACUUAUAUUUAUUUUAUUUGCUGAUUGUGCGACAUCCACAGAUUGUUUCAAAACAAAAAUGUAGGUAGCGGAAUAACGUGACAUCACAUCCGCCGUCAGUCUCCGGAAGUACAGUUAAUUUUUAUUCACGAAAGGGGGACAAAAACAGCUGGUGUAUACGAAAUAAAGAACGCAUCAAAAAUGCCAGCCUCAAAGCGAGGAACAGAAGAGCCCCUCGAUCCUCAAGCGAAAUCGAGGAGGUUGGAUGACGAUGGCGAAGCACUCCAAUCCGAAACCGCACCAGCGAUCAACAACAUAUCUCUCAAAGAAAUCCAUACGCAUGAAAUGAUGGACGCUGUCGCUCCUCGGACCAAGAGGAAACUGUCAGAAGAAGCAGCAGCAGCAACGGAAGGGAACCCGGCCAAGUCCUCUCGACAGAGUACCCCAAUCAGCAGUAUUUUAGGUACGCCCAUCGCCAAACACACAAGUGCCUCCUGUUGGGAAGCUCCGUCAGACAAUGUAAACGCAGAGUUUAAUGUUGACAACAUGCCCGGCAAUGGCAGCAAGGAUGGACUUUUCACAGAGAGCGAUGAGCCGAGUUGCAUCCAGAAAUACUCAAGCCGAGUACAAAACAAACUGGGCUCUGACUCAACGCAGGUGAGUGAUGAGUUAGCGUCCGCUCCAACAGAAUUUGUACAGAAUGACCACAGUUACGGUAGAGCAUCAGACUCCAGUUCUAACAGCAUUUUGGAUGCUACAGAAAAAAACACAAAGGAAAUGUUACAUUUUGAAGGUGCGACUGUUGACAUCAAAUUCACAGCUGAAGAAGAAGACAGAAAAGAAGCAGAGGGCCAAAGGCCAACUGCUAAUCAUGCCCAAGCAUCGUCCUUGACAAAAUCUAAUUCAGCAACUGCUGCUGCCAUCAGAAGCCAGUCACUGAGAACGUUUUAUUCCAGCAAUGGAGAUGUACAUCUUGAAACAUUUGUUCAUGGACCAAAUUGUCAGACAGAUUCCAGCUGUGAAUCUAGAGAGACUAUUUUGAGUGUGGUAAAGCAGGAUUUUACACAAAAUACAGACCUGGAGAAGCAUGAAAUGACGGCAGGUGAUGUCUUAAUGAGACUUAAUUAUGUAUGUGGCGAAGAUCCAUUGCCUCCGACCACCAUCGGUGAAGAAAUUGUGUUAGAAAGUUGUAAUCCUCAGACUAGCAGUGAAGAAAAUCGAAUAUCCAAGUCAAAUAAAAGCCCAGAUACUCUUUUACCAGAAAGUGAUUGUGACCGAAACCCAGGGAGUCAAUUUAAAGAACUUCUAACAUCCACAUCGGAGAGCCAGACUAAAGAAAACCCGACUGUUAAAGACCCUGAUAGCAACUUGGAUAGUCAUAUUGAGAAAGUAACACCGUAUUAUCGAAAUCCGUCGAGUGAGAUUGAAGAUGGUUUUACAAUCGCGGUAGAAAGCAACUCAGACAGAUGUACCGAAGAAAAUCAAGGUAGUCUUGCUGAUGAAAAUGUGGCAUCAGCGGAGCCGGACAAAAAGCCAGUGGGCCAAAUUGAACUUGAGUGUCGUGGAACCCCAACAGGUCUGGCUGAGUCGCUUUCAAAAGAGGCCGAAGUUGUGCCAGAAGAGGUCCUCCUAGGAAAUUACAUUGCGGAGAGUUCAGUCCAAGAAAUUCUAAUCGAUCCAUCUGACGAAACCGUUGAUACAAUGGAAUCUGCUUUGAACCCAACAAGUCAUGUGAAAGCAAAUCUAAGUGGUGCAGAGUCCGAGAGAAACCCAGACAGUCCGACCGAAGAUAUUUCCAUUUUGAAGGAAACUGUUCCCACAUCGCAAGAGGUAUUAAUUGAAAGACUUAAUGCAAAUGAUCAACUAAAGGCUAGUAGAAGUCCAGCUGAUGAUAAUCGGACCGAAAGAGGUCAAAGUGGAGUAAUGUUAAUAGAUUUGUCAAUUUUGAAAGAAAAAGUUCCCACAUCACAAGAGGUCCUCGUCAGAAGUCUUGAUGCACAAAUUGAAGAAAUGCAUAUCGAGAGCCCUGUUCAAGAAAAUCUAACAGUGGGGUGCUGUAGUCAACCAGAAACUGAAAAAUAUGUAUCUGAAAAUCAGUCUCUUUCAACGGAACCCACACCACGAGAAGUCCUGGUAGACCAAUUAACUGCUGUGAGUCAAGUUAAAGACUUCGGUGAAACCCUAAAGAGUCGAACUGAAGAAAUCAAUGCAAUAUCAAUGGUGUCUGAUAUAAAGCCAGUAAACCUCGUUGAAGACAAUAUAUUAGCAAGUCCUUCGCUUUCUCAAGAAACUGAAGAGGUCUUCAGAGACAGUUUUAAUGCAAAACGUUGGGUCCAGGAGAAGCAAAUGGAAUCUGAGAGUCAAAUCCUCCCGAAUUCCUCUGAAGAAAAGAAGGAGCAAUUGCCAAAUUCACGUGAUGGCAUCAACAAAAUAACUGAGGUGUUGACACCCCACUGUGAAGUGGCCUGUGAGCAAAACAGGACAAUGGAGAUGCCCCGUGACUAUGUCAUUGUCUCUCAGCCACAGACAGAUGUGGAAAAGUCAUCGGAGGGAAGAUUAAAUGCUGCAUCACUACAGGAGGAAAUCAAUAAGCAACCCAGCCAAAAUGUUGAUGACACUGCAAAUAAGGAUAUGAUGAGCGGAAACUCCUCCAGUUUGGAAAAGGAAAAUAUGUGCUUUGAAUAUUCUGCACCAGCAAUUAACAAAAUGAACACCACGGCUUCAGCUGUUUCUGAGAACGUGCAGCAUCCUGCCUAUUCAUCGGAAAUAGACCCUUCUAAUAACAACGAACAAAACAAUCACAGUGACAUGAAUCUUGGAAUUGGUGGAUGCCUACAAAAUGAAGACGAAAUGAAUGAAAACAUCACAGAGGACUCAAACAUUUCUAAUGCAGAAAUGGUGCGAGAUGCAAACGUCCAGAAGAGCCCAGAAGUGAGUGAUCACACCACUGAUGUUACCCAAAAAGUUUUUUUACCUGAAAAUUUCAAGAACAGCGGAAUUGAAGAACAUAUCACUGUUACAGAGAAACCAGAAGAAGCACACAAGGGAGACGUAAAUCCAAAUUACCACAUGUAUGACUGUGGAAGCAAGAUCAAUUUUGACUCUGUCGCUACAACUGUGAGUCCACCUGACCACCAAAUACAAAGCACUGAAGACCUGGUGAACCCUCCGGAUGAAUCAGAAAAUCAAGUUGUCCAAGCAGAAAUUGACGUACGUCCAACAGUCGACACGCCUUCUAAAGCCGUCUUGGAAGAAAACCAGGAAGAGGCAAAAAUACUGAAUGCCCUUGAGAAUCGGGCAGAAGUAUCUGAAGACAUGGAGCAUGAGGAGUCACUUGUUCAGAAGCAUAAGACUACAUUACCAUCAGGGACUUCUUCCGAGACACAAAACCUGGAAGGUCAAAUGGUGGAGACUUCUCACUUGGAAAGACAUGAAACUGAGCUGCCACAUGAGCUUUGUCAAGAUGCUACGAGAAAUCAUUCAAAUGAAGAUGCCACAAAGAACCGUAAAGAUGCCUCUUUGCUAGGUUCUGACCCAGCAGGAACCGACGAGAAGCAAGAAGUCGCUGAACUUGCUCUAGACGUAUGUGAAGUUCAAACAGGUCCAGAUUUCACUGCAAAUGAUAACAAGGAUUCUAUACAGUGUGUCACAGAAGUAGAAAUGGUAGAAGAAGAAGAGGAUGAACACAUGAACAUAUUCUUGCAGAAUAAUGAAUUCUCAGAAAUCAUCACGAGCAGUUCAAAUGCUGCUGUAAACCAAGAAGAGAUGGACGUACCAGUAGCACCUGAUUCUGUCUUGAUUCCAGCUUCUACUGAGGAAACACAAGUGCAGAAUGCAGACGGUGUGUGUGUUAUUUCUGAGGUUCAGCUCAAGCACGUAAUACCAGAGACAGCGCACACUUUUAAUGCAGUAACAAGUGUUGUUCAAGGUGACGGGUUGGCUAAAUUGGCUGCUGUUGGUUCGGGAAAUCCUGGUCUUGAUCACUUUGCCUUGUGUGAAUCUGACCAUUCAUCAUUAGAAGAGGAGAAAAGAUGGCAAGAUGAAGACACUACUGCAAAGACAGUCAGUAAUCAUGACUCUGAAAGCGCUGAGGUCCAAGUUGUUGUUUUUGCACCAGCAGCUGACACUGCUACUAUACCCACAACUUCAGAAGAGCAGAGCGAGGCAGUCACUCAGUCACAAGCGGAAAACCAGAUCGUGUACGAGCCUAUUAGUAGUCCAGAGAGUAAUGGAGAUGCAGAUACUGUUAUAGCCUUGGAGAAGCAAUGUUUGGUGUCUUUCAAGGACAUAUCAGGUAUGCAAGACAUGGAGGAGCACUUGUCUACUAAUGAAUGCAUGGAGGUUAGUCAUUUGCAACUGGAAAAUGAGGCAAUGGCUACCGAAGAAGGAGCAGGUGGCCAAAGAGCAGUUGAAAUGGUGAAGCUCCCACCCUCCACAACUUUUCCACAGACUGAUGCAGACGGAGAAGCUGCAACACCUUUAGAGAUGCAAAAUUUGGCGUCUUCAGGGGACAUGUCAAUUACUCAAAACAUGGAAGAGUUGUCUGCAAGGAUGAAGGCAUGUCCUUUGCAGCUGCAAAAUAAAACUGCUACAGAACAACCGAGAGACAACCAAGCAGCAGUUGAAAUGGAGGACGUACAGCGGGCCGCCACAUUUUCAGAGUGUGAUGGAGAUGACGCUACUGCUUUGGAGAAGGAAGCAUGGGUGUCCUUGCAGGAAGCACCAAGUACUCAAGACAAACAGGACGUAACUGCUAAUGAAAGCGUGGAUGGUAGUCAUUUGCGACUGGAACGUGAUGAAAGCGAAAAAGAGGAACAGACAGAUGGCAAAGCAGCUGUUGAAAUGGAGGAACAGCAGACCACCAUAGUUCUAGACAAUAAUCUAGUUGGUAACAAAGAUGGAGAAGCUGCUGUGGCUUCAGAGAAGCAAUAUUUGGUGUCUUCAGAAGACAUACCAAUUACUCAAGACAUGAAGGAGCACUUGUCUCCUAAUGAAAGCAUCAAGGAUAGUCAUUAUCAUCUGGAUAAUACCAGUGCCACUAAAGAACAACCGACAGACACCCAAACUGCACUUGAAAUGGAGGAUGUACAACUGGCCACAACUGUUCCAGAACGUAAUGCCGAUGCCGCCACUGAUUUGGAGAAGCAAGAUUUUGUGUCUUUAGAGAGCGCACCAAGCACUCAAGACAGAAAGGACGACAUGCUUGCUCAUGAAAGUACGGAGGCAAGUCACUUGGGACUUGGAAAUGACAAAAGAGCGAAAGAACAACACACAGACAGCAAUGCGACAGUUGAAAUGGAGGCACAACAGACCACCACAGUUCCAGAGAGUAAUGGAGAUACCACCAUUGAUUUGGAGAAGUGCGAUUUGCUGUCUUUAGAGGAAGUAGCAAGCAGUCAAGUCACAGCAGUCAUACUCACAAAUGAAGGUGCGCGGGCUAGUUAUUACCAACUAGAAAGUGAUGAAAGUCUUAAAGAAGAGCAGACAGUCGGCAAUGCAUCAGUUGAAAUGGAGAUACAUCUGAAUGCCAUUGUUCAAGAGAACAGUUCAGAUAGAAACAAAGAUGGCAAAGUUGCUGUGGCUUUGGAGAACCAAGAAUUGCUGUCUCCAGAGGAUUUACCAAGUAACCAAGAAAUGGAGCAAGACUUGUCUCCUAAUGAAAGCAUAGAGACUAGUCCUUUGCAACUAGAAAAUGGGAAAGGUUCUGAAAAGGAACGGACAGACAUCCCAGCAGUAGUUGAAAUGGAGGAAGAACAGACCACCACAAAUUCAGAGACUCGUCAAGAGAGUAACCAAGCUAGAGAUGUUGUUUCCGAUUUAGAGAAGCAAGAUUUGUUGUCGUCAGACAUGAAGGGUGACUUGCAACUGGAAAAUGAGGAAACUGCUGAAGAGGUUCAGACAAAUUGCCAAGCAGCAGUUGAAAUAGGUGUGCAAGAGACUGCUACAGUUCCAGAGACAAGCCCACAUAGAAACCAAGAUGGAGGUGGUGCUAUGGUUUUGAUGAACCAAGAUUUGGUGUCUUCAGAGGAUGUAUCAAGUAACCAAGAAAUGGAGGACUUGUCUCCUAAUGAAAGCAUAGAGACUAGUUGUUUGCAACUAGAAAAUGAGAAAGCUGCUGAAAAAGAAUUGACAGACAUCCAUGCAGUAGUCGAAAUGGAGGAAGAACAGACCACCCCAAUUUCAGAGACUCGUCCAGAGAGUAACCAAGCUAGAGAUGUUGCAGAUGUUGAGAAGCAAGAUUUGUUGUCGUCAGACAUGAAGGGUGACUUGCAACUGGAAAAUGAGGAAACUGCUGAAGAGGAACAGACAAACAUCCAAGCAGUGGUUGAAAUAGGUGUGCAAGAGACAGCUACAGUUCCAGAGAUUAGUCCACAGAGAAACCAAGAUGGAGGUGGUGCUAUGCUCUGGUUGAACCAAGACUUGGUGUCUUCAGAGGAUGUUUCCAGUAACCAAGAAAUGGAUGACUUGUCUCCAAAUGAAAGCACGGAUACUAGUCAUUUGCAACUAGAAAACAAGAAAGCUGCUGAAAAAGAAUUGACAGUCAUACAAGCAGUAGUUGAAAUGGAGGAAGAACAGACUACCAUAAUUUCAGAGACUAGUCCAGAGAGUAAGCAAGUUGGAGAAGUUGUUGCGGGUGUAGAGAAGCAAGAUUUGGUGUCGUCAGACAUGAAGAGCGAUUUGCAACUGCAAAAUAAGGAAACUGCUGAAGAGGAACAGACAAAUUGCCAAGCAGCGGUUCAAAUAGGUGUGCAAGAGACUGCCACAGUUCCAGAGACUAGUCCACAGAGAAACCGUGAUGAAGGUGGUGGUGUGGCUUUGGAUAAGCAAGAUUUUGUGCCUAUAGGGGAUCUAUCAAGUACUCAAGACAUGAAAGAUGACUUGCAAUUGGAAAAGGAAGAAACUCCCAGUGAAAGACUGACAAAAGCAGCAGUUGAAGUAAUGGAGCUACAACAGACUUCUACAGUUCCAGAGAGUUCCACACCAUCAGCUGCAACGAUCAAUUCACCAGAUGAUUUUGCCCGCAAAGACAAAAGUGUUUCUACAGAAUGUGCGGUUGUUGCAGAGGUUUCUGAGCACCACCUGCAAGACGACCUCCCAGUGAAGACACCUUUGGCCUUCCCUGCAGCGGACCUACCAGAUGAUGCAUCUGAGGAAUAUGUCAUUCUCGAGCCAGUCCCAGAAAGCAAAAUUCACUUAGAUAUUGUCUCUCAAGCUGCAGUCGCAUCGGGUUUGUCCGACCCCUGUUUGGUGACCCAAGUGGAUCCAAAAUCUACGAUCACGGCUCCAAAUGGACCUCAACAGACCUGCAUUUUGAAGGCUGAAGAGCCGACCCCUGAGGUCAAAGUUGCUGCAGGGACACCUUCAGGUGAAGAGGCAAAAGGUCUCUGCGCACCACCUUCAAAAGAACUUACAGAACAGUUACCAUCAGACAACUUGCUUCAACCUUCAUCUGUCAUGAUAGAAACGGACAAUUCUCAAGCUCAAGGUAAGGAUAUUGUGGCGACAGAGGACAGCGGGGGUGACGUUGCCCUCCAGGAGUUGCAAAUUCUGGAAGACAUGGAGAUUGGACAUGAGAUCGUAGUGGUCGAGGUCGGGAAUGUAGAAAACAAUGACAUUACAAUUAUUGACAAAGUUGCCACUCAAGCGCCUUCUCCUCAAAAGGCCUUGGAAAGGAUUGAAAAUGAAGAUGUUUCAAAGACCAACAACUCAUCUUUAAAGCCAGACGGUGACAGCAAGGUUCUUCUUGAGAAGCCCAAGAAGCAAGAAAUGAACACCCAGGCAAGAACCAAAGCGCGUCUGGCCGCACUGGCAGAACAGAAAGCUGCUGCCAUGAAGAAGACGGCCAACAGACAGCAGCUCAACCUUUUAGCCUUGUGUCAGGAAAUUGCAGAGGAUAUAGCCACAGACAGCAUGCUGUUAAAGAGGAUUGAGGAGGAAAAACAAGCGGUAGCCAAAGGCGAGGCCGCCAAGAAGGAAAAUCCAUCUGUGAGCGCGCAUAAAGUGGCCCCUCUUGACCUCAAGCCCCAGGCUGAACCUGAAAGCUUCUCAGCGCAGGUGCCUCCUGUAGAGGAGCCCCCUGCGGUGCAGCCUCCCACUGUUGAAUCCAAGCUGGCAGUGGACCCUCCAAAGAGGCGUUUCUUUGUCUCACAAGUUUCUGUGCCUCUGAAGGCCCAUGAGAAGAAGAAGCUAACUCGAUAUCAAAGGCUAAGACAGGUCGAACUGCAAAGGGAGAAGAUGUCAUGGGCGCGCAUGAAGAAAAUGAAGUCUGACCAAGCAAAUCAAAUGUUCUCUGACAUGGACUGGCAAGCAUCAAUGUUUACGCCAGUUCAGUUUACCAUUAAUGCCACGACCACUGACCCUGCACCCAAAGCCAGUUCAUCCUCCCUUCCAAGUCCUCCCUUAAGUAGCAAACCUGCAUCACCCAAGCCAGAAGCUCCUGAGUCUCAAAAAAGUGAAGCUGCUAAAACAGAAGCACCCAAAGUGGAUGCCUCCAAGACAGAACCAGAAGGCAAAACUCAACCUGCAAAAAUAGAAACUCCUCCGACUGAACUGCCGAAAGUCGAAAUCACAAGAGUAACAAGGCAAAGUAGUAAGGCUCAGACCGCUAAGGUCACCCCUCCUGCAACUCCCACCCCUAAAGUCACCAGGUCAUCUGCCAGGAGGUCUCUGCCGGCUGUCCCCCCACCCAUGCCCAAUGGACUUAAAGCGUCAAAACCGCAGCCAGUUGAGUACAAGCCAUACAAACCGCGCCCUAGGUAUUCACCUGAUGAUUUUGAACUGGACGAUGACCCAUUACCAGUUCCUCCAAAGAGGUCUGGUCCUCUGCCUAGACCUGGCCAGCUUCGCAGUCAGUCAAAUCCCCUGGCCCAGUCGAACGCCACACCUCAGCUUGCCAGCCGAGCAAAACUUCAACCCUCAACCACUCCUGCUGGACAGAUCCCAGGUCAGUCAAAGCCCACCAUUUCAACCUCAGCUCAGUCCAAACCCACCUGCUCUCCUGCUCCACAACGUCACAUCGCCCCUACUGGCCAGUCAAACGCCUCUGCUACAUCUGCUCCUGCCAAAUCGUCGCCUUCUGAUGCAGUUCUGCAAUCAAAACCCGACUCGGCCGUGACAGGGUCGCAUCAGGCGCUGUCUGUUUUGCCCCAACUAAAAACAGCUGGCCCUGCUUCAGCUCAGACCAACCUGCCAGUGGCUUCAAACAUGUCCCAGAUGAAGCCUUGUGGUCCUCCGUCUGAUGGCGUGCCAGGUCUUGCGAAAACCCACCAGGCUGAGGCAUCAACAGACAAGGAAUGCAAGGGUACUCCUGCUUCAUCAAGUCCAACUAAAAGUCCCCCUCCCUCGGAAGAGAGCUCUAAUCCGCCUGAUUUGCAGCAAUGUGAAGGAAAGCCUGCUGUCGCUGAUCAAUGCCAAAAGACUGAUGAUACCUCUAAGACAGCCCAGGUUGACCAUGCAUCAGAAACUUCCGAUCAAGAUGGUGCGGCGAAGCAGCCAGACGUAGAGACUCUGCAAAGAGAAGUGAAGAAACUUGAUGAGGCAGACAAAGACGACAGCCAAACUAGUGAUGAUGCUGGACAGAAGCACUUUGGAGCUGUGGCCUGCAGUGUGUGUGGGAUGCUGUACUCCGCCGCCAACCCUGAGGACGAAUCGCAGCAUUUGCUCUUCCACAACCAAUUCAUUAGUGCCGUCAAAUACGUGGGCUGGAAAAAGGAGAGGAUCCUGGGAGAAUUUCCUGACGGCAAAAUCAUCCUGGUCCUGCCUGAUGAUCCCAAAUAUGCUCUCAAGAAGGUUGAAGAGAUACGGGAGAUGGUGGACAAUGACCUCGGCUUCCAGCAGGUGGGGACAAAGUCUCCCGCCCUGACCAAAACUUUUCUCUUCAUCACCAAUGACAAGAAAGUGGCGGGAUGCCUCAUAGCCGAGCACAUCAACGAGGGCUACCGGGUGAUCGAAGAACCCGAACCCGAGGGCUCGGAGGGGGAGAAGGUGAUGUUUGAGCGUCAGCGGGCGUGGUGCUGUUCCACCACGGCCGAACCGGCGCUCUGCGGGAUCAGCCGCAUUUGGGUGGUGAGCAUGAUGAGACGCCAAGCCAUCGCCUCGCGCUUGGUGGAGUGCCUCAGGAACAACUUCAUCUACGGUUCGUACCUGAGCAAAGAUGAGAUCGCCUUCUCGGACCCGACGCCCGACGGCAAGCUCUUCGCCACGCACUACUUUGGCACCUCACAGUUUUUGGUAUACAACUUUGUCAGCAGCACACACUCUCAACAGCCCAAGUCUGACUCUGUAUGACGUUCGAGGCUGGAGGCGAGGACUCGCCCUCACCAAAAGACGUCUGAUGGACCUCUGUUUGCCUCCCCGCAAAAUGGACACGCCUUGGUUCCAACCUCAGGAUGAACACAUUUACAAUUGACUUGCAAAAAUCGGAUUUAAUUUGAAGCAACCUCAAGUGGAAACGACCAAAGGAGUAUUGGGGCAAUGCCGCUGAAAAGAAAAAAAUAAUCACACUACAAGAUUCAAGGAUUUUGGAGGUAAAACUCCAAACUAUACUAUAAGUUUUCUGUUGAAAAUAUACGUUAUUUCAGGAAAACAUUUUAACCCCCAAUCACCCCCCCCCCACCCCCCAUUAUAUGACUGCUUUAAUCUCGAAGAUAUACAACUCAAAUGUACUACUUGUUUUCUCAAACUUGACUUUGUUGUGAUAUACUGUAACUAAUGUGAAAAAUUUGACCUUUAUCUCAAACAUAUGCAUCAGUUUUUGUUCAAAAAUAAUGACUGUUUAACUUUUUAGUUUGAAAAGCAGUUGGGACAAUGAAUGAAUUUGACCAGCUCAACUAUGCCAAGCUUGAAAACCGACCACGUUCUUCUCGAAAUAUGAGUUUGAUCUUGAAAACUUUAAUUUUUUUUUUCAUCUUGUAAAUGUCCAACGUAUUUCUUGUGAUAUUAUGAUUUCAAUUUGGAAAAUGUACGACUUUCUCUCUUGAAAAUUAGACUAGCUCAAAAAAGACUUUGUCUUGAAAACAUUACUAGUUUAUUCUCAUAAUGUAACCAAUUUUAUUUUGAAAAUAUGAUGCUGGAUUUCUCUCAAACAUUAAUUUUUUUAAUCCAACUUUAAUCUUGUAGUAUUUUUUUUUCUUCAGUGAGGCCCUAAAACUACUUCGGUGAAAAUGAAUCGUGUCAUCGUUAGUUUGUUUGUUUUGAAUUUUAUUCCCAUCCAUUAAUAUGUGAUCAAGUACAUGGUGAUUCCCCAUCAGUGGCUGCUCACUUUUAGACCCUUUUACUCCCUCCAUCAAAGUGUGUCACUACAUUUCAAACGAACAAUGUGAGUAUUUUGUAUCCAAAUAUCUGAAGAAAUGUUGAGAACUGUAACUUGGGCCUUUGUUUUUUAAUUACUUUUUUAAGACUACAUUUUUGCUUGUUGUUAUUCAAAAGUGAGCCAUACACUGUUCGCCAUUAAGGCGGCGGGGCAUUGGAACCUGAAUUAUAAGGUGUUUUUUUUCCUUUUCUAAUUUCCAACAGGCUGUCCAUUUUGCUUUGAUGUUGUGCCUGAUUUUAAUUAACGGUGGCUUUCUUUCUUUUUUUUUUUUUUUUUUACAUAGCACACAGCACCUCUUUUUCCUUAACUUACACUGUACUAUAUGAGAAAUGGUCAUGUAGAUAAAUGCGUAGUCUAACAUUUAUAAUAAACAAUUGUGGAAAUUCCUCAAAGCUACCCGCCCUCCCUCGUAUGACUUUGUGCAUAGAUGAGAUUUAUACCAAAAGUUGUAAACAUAUAUUUAAAUAAUAAACUGUAAAAGCAU